AAUUAGACAGGUAUCACACAGGUUAAGCCUCUUGCUGCGGGAAGACUGCUCUUUCUUUUGUGUCAUCAUGAACGUGGCAUCUUUAUUGCUCUGUAUAUUGCUGAAAGUCCUGGCUGUCAACUGUCAGGGCUUUGCACAGGAACGCAUAGUGGGAGGCUACGCGCCGGUUCCUCAUUCCAUCAGGUACAUUGUAUCAUUACAGACGACGAACCGCCAGCACUUCUGCGGGGGCUUCCUGAUUAACAGAUUCUGGGUAGUCACAGCAGCACACUGUAACAUUGGGGUAAGCAAAAUGGUGGUAGUAGCAGGAGACUACUCUUUGUCCAUUUAUGAAGGCACAGAGCAGGAAGUGUUUCCCGACUUUUUGGUGACCCACCCUGAGUACAACAGGACGACAAACAACAGUGACAUCAUGCUCAUUAAGCUAAGGGCACCCAUCAACCUGAACAACUACGUGUCCAUUGUUCUGCUGCCCAGGCAGGAUGCCUCCAUAGCGGAGGGCGAAAUGUGUCGAGUGUCGGGUUGGGGAUACACCAGCCCCACUGGGGGCCAGCUUCCAGCCACCCUUCGGACUGUCACACUUCCUAUUGUGUCUACAGAGAAAUGUAACAGCACUGAAUCGUUUAAUGGCCGCAUCACUGACAGAAUGCUUUGUGCCGGCUACAACAUUGGUGGAAAAGACGCCUGUCAGGGAGACUCAGGUGGCCCACUUGUCUGUAACGGGCGGGCCUAUGGAGUGGUGUCGUGGGGAAAAGGAUGUGCUGACGCUGAAUUUCCUGGAGUCUACACUGCCGUGUCCAAGUUCCGCCGCUGGAUAGACAACACCAUAUUUAGCUACUACAGCAGAUGUAAGAAGAAUUAGAGCUCAGUGUUAACUCAUUGGAAACAUAACUUCCUCAAUUCACUGUUGCCUUCUUUGAUCUAAUUUUACAUGCACUAUAUCAGGUGAACACUGGGGGAUAUGUUCAGGGAUGGUUCCAUAUUCUAGGAAACGGUCAUGCUGGCCUUCGGGCUGAGAACUAGUUUUCUUACACUAGACAGCCAUAACAUUAUGAAAAAUGCAAGGUAAAAAAAAAGUAAUCAUUUUAAUAAUGUUGGAACAAGAACAUUGAGAUUCAUUGAAAAUUGCCAGCCCCCAAUGCGAAAGAAACUGGUUACACAAAACUUCUUGAGCUUCCUAAAAACUACAACUUAGGGUACCCAAAACACAUAAAAUGCUAAUCCUAAGUAAGUGCACUACCACACUCUACUAGUAGCAGUACUAGUAGUUCAAGUAUCUCAGUAUUAGAACCAUGGUUUUAGAAAUCCAACCUCAUAAUCUACAGAAUUUCUACUUGUUUAUCUUAAAUCAACACUAAGUUGGACCUGACUGAUUGUUAUGGCUGAUUAAUGUUAAAUCCAAUCAGAUGAAAGCAUCUCAAUGCAACAAGGUGCCUGGACGUGCUGAAGAUGACUUGCUGAAUUUUAAAGUGAGCAUCAGCAUAAGGAAGAAAGAGAAUAAGUGAGUAAUUUAGAACCUGGUGAUCUCCUUGGAUUUUUGCACAAAAAAACAUAUCACCAUUUACACAGAACAGUCAGAGAAUAUCUUGAUAUCUGGAUUGUAAAUGCCAUGUUGAUGUCAAAGGAGAAUGAUAGAUUGGUUCGAGAUAAUAGAAUGGCAACUUUUGGUUUCAUUACGCUUUGUUAGCACCAAAGGAUUCAGAACUCUAUUUCUGAAUACACAACACAUGAAAACUUGGAAGAGAUCGGAUUCAGGAAACCAAGACCUCAGUGUCUCCUUUGUUAGCAAGGAACAGGAAACUGUUGCUGUAAUUUGCAUAGGAAAAUGUCAGAUUGGAAAAUGUUGCCUAGUCUGUUGACACUCAAAUUUAGUAGCAACUUUUGAGACGGUAGGGUCAGAGUUCUGUUGCAUCCAUACCAAGAAGAGUAAAAGUGGUUAUGAUGGCAAAAGAGAAAGUUGUACCGUGUAAAGCGACAGGCAGUAAAUCUCAAGAUCUACCAAGUUCACAAGGCAAUGUUUGGGAAACCUCCUAGGACAUUUGGUUAAUUUUCAAUUCCCACCCUAAUUUAGCAUUCAAGGAACAAUCCUUAUUGUUUCAUAACCCAGAACAAAAACAUUAACCCCUAGAGGAUGUUCCCUGAAGUUUUCUGUAGGUUUUGCUUUGUGUAACCUUAGAAGAACCUUUAGAGAGCUUAGCUUUUAAUAGGGGAGUGUUUCCUGGUUACCCAGUAGUGUAAAAGGUAUUGUCAGCAAAAUACUUGACAAUACGCUCACACAUGAAGCAUAAAUCUCAGAAGUUACUGUCUAAGCUUAGAUAAACUAAACUAAACUAAGAUAAACUAAUCUAAUCUAAUCUAAACCGAGCUAAGCUAAGCUAACUAACAGACAAGUAACAAUUUUCAAGUUUUCCAUAUGUUGGACCAGUUUCUUUGACUUUAUAGUUCUCUGUUAAUAAGAACAGCGUAAACAUCUUCAACCUCUAAACAUGUGAUAGCCACAAUUUCACAUCAGGUAAAAGGUGCCAUACUAUCAUUCACCAGCUUUAUAUGGACUGUUUGAAAGGCUAAAGACAAAGGUACAUUUACACGCGUCAAAUAAAUGCACUUAUAAAUAAGAGAAUGAAAUUAUGAACAUCCAUCUCUCUGAAGAUGAAUAUGAAUAUGAAAUGGAAUGGAUAUCUCUAAAGAUGGAUAUGCUAAAGUUGCUAUUCGAUUCAUUAACAUUAUUCUUAUGAGCAACAAAGCGAUAUUUGUCUGAUUCAUGGCGGCGUAAUAAGCCUUCUGUUAAAUUUUUAAGAGAUCUUGAUAUCUUGACAAUCGAUUGUUGUGAAUAAUUUCAUGCAAGCAUUGGGUUUGUUACUGUUUCCCAACUCAUCUUUAAGGGGUGUGCAGUUUGCGUGUGCAAUUUCCAACGGGUUUUUAUUUUUUUAAUUUUAUUUUUUUACAUAUCCCUGGAUAGUGACCUCAGAGUUUAGAAAAGGGUUGGUUUGUAUUACAUUUUACUAUAAAUAUACAUUACAAAUGGAUAUAUGAAUUUUAAAAAUAAUUAACACUACUAUUUGUAGUGUAUGGUGUUUGUUUUUAAUGUGCAUGUACAACCAUGGUAAAAAGGAAAUACAUCCUCAAGUUCUAGGGUUUUGUCUAUACCUGAAACAAAAAAUCUGACAAUUUAAACCGGUAGAUUAUUUUAUUGUUGCAACAAUGCCUAUUGGCAUUAUACAGUCUGCGUUUCAACAGUUAUACCUCUCCAUAUGCAUAUGGGUAGGUUUAAUUGAGUUUACAAAUAAUCUUUGGUAAAAUCCCUAGAACAGACAAAGAGUGUAUUUUUCCUUUUAUCCUCACUAUGUGUUGGAAAAACAAACUUUUUUGACAAGCCUGAACUGUUACCUGGAGUACUUGGUGAUUUAUUUAUGGAGUAGCAGCUGAAAUAUCCUAUAAAUAUAUAGAAGGCACCAUGGAGACAGAGUAGUGAACAAAUUCAGGGAACUUUAGUAAAAAAAAAAAGUUUCAUGUAUAUGAACACAUAGAAUAACUGUAUUGUUUUCUUGUUUUAUACACGUAAAUAAAUUACUCAUUCUGCUUUACUCA
Molecule: messenger RNA, 3588 nt
Organism: Xiphophorus hellerii (green swordtail)
Lineage: Eukaryota; Metazoa; Chordata; Actinopteri; Cyprinodontiformes; Poeciliidae
Product: trypsin-3
Exons: 5
Coding region: 68-862 (264 amino acids)
Biological process (GO): proteolysis
Molecular function (GO): serine-type endopeptidase activity
Source: RefSeq, a predicted model, not a curated record